Molecule: messenger RNA, 4261 nt
Organism: Salmo salar (Atlantic salmon)
Lineage: Eukaryota; Metazoa; Chordata; Actinopteri; Salmoniformes; Salmonidae
Product: coronin-1B
Biological process (GO): cell migration; actin filament organization
Molecular function (GO): actin filament binding
Source: RefSeq, a predicted model, not a curated record
CCUGCCAGGGGCGGAAGUCUGGAUUUCUGUUCCAAACAGUAAUCAUUCCAAAACGGAGUGCGUAGUGUCAGCAUCUUUUCGGUCGCCCGCCCGUCAUUCGCGGUUACCUUUCCCUUGUCUUCGUCUACAUUUACGAAUCUUUUGACAUGCUUGCUCAGGUUAAAUAUUGCAUCACAGAUACGCAAUUUUUAACCAACUGGGUGGGUAAUAAUUUUGCAUCGGGAUUGUGCGCUGCGCGUGUUUUAUUUUUCUUGAGAUCUAAUCAUCAAUCACCUGGCUGUGUUUAAUCAUCUACAACAAUUAUUUCCUGCCAUCGCAGUAGGUCGGCUGUGUAGCCGCCUUUCCAACAUAGCAAAGGAUUAAGUUACUGCUGGUGGCGGAUUAUUUUAUUGGCUUCCUCUUGUCACGGUGUAGCUUCAGCCUUUUUAUCUUUUCCAAUUAAAAGGUUGUCUGAAAUCGAGUCAUGUCGUUCCGAAGAGGUGUGGUCAGACAGAGCAAGUUCAGGCACGUCUUCGCCCAGGCUUGGAAGGCAGAGCACUGCAUCGAUGACGUCCGAGUGUCCCGUGUCACAUGGGACGGGCCCCUCUGCGCUGUGAACCCCAAAUUCACCGCAGUUGUCAUCGAAUCAGGUGGAGGAGGGGCCUUCCUAGUUCUACCGCUCAAUAAGAGUGGCAGAAUUGACCAGGCCACACCCACAGUGUGUGGACACGCAGCUCCAGUGCUGGAUGUCCAGUGGUGUCCCCAUGACGACAACGUCAUCGCCAGUGCCUCGGAGGACUGCACUGUAAAGGUGUGGCAAAUCCCUGACGGAGGGCUGACUGGACCAAUGACAGAGCCCGUGGUGACACUGGAGGGCCAUAGUAAACGAGUGGGAAUCCUAGCCUGGCACCCGACAGCUUUCAAUAUCCUCCUAACUGCAGGCUGUGACAACCUGGUGUGCGUGUGGGACGUGGGCACGGGGGAGCUGGUGUACCAGAUAGCCGAUGCCCACCCAGACCUGAUCUACAGUGUGAGCUGGAACCGGGAGGGCAGUGCCAUCUGCACUGUGUGCAAGGACAAGGCGCUGCGUGUCAUCGACCCGCGACGGGGGACCGUCCUCAAGGUGAAAGAGAAGGUCCAUGACGGCACCAGGCCCAUGAGGGCCGUGUUCCUCUCCGACGGGAAGAUCCUGACCACCGGAUUCAGCCGCAUGAGCGAGAGGCAGCUAGCCUUGUGGGAUACGAGGGAUAUGUCUGAGCCAAUGGCAGUGCAGGAGAUGGACACCAGUAAUGGCGUUCUCCUCCCCUACUAUGACCCUGACACCAACAUGGUCUACCUGUGUGGAAAGGGGGACUGUACCAUCCGGUACUUUGAGGUGACGGACGAAUCGCCCUAUGUCCACUUCCUCAGCCUGUACAGCAGUAAAGAGCCCCAGCGAGGAGCAGGCUUUCUCAGCAAGAGGGGCGUGGACGUCAACAAGUGUGAGAUUGCCAGGUUCUACAAACUGCACGAAAGGAAAGUAGAGCCCAUUUCUAUGACGGUACCACGGAAGUCAGACCUGUUCCAGGGGGACCUAUACCCGGACACGGCCAGCGUGGAGCCCUCCCUUCUGGCCGAGGACUGGAUUGCCGGGCAGGAUGCGCCGCCCCUGCUGGUCUCUCUGAGCGGUGGCUACGUGGGCGCCCCCUCCAAGAACAGGGACACCCUCCGCAACAAGCCCAAGCUGUCGUCACAGGGCUCCGGGACAGACUCUCCCCCAGUCCCCCAGCAGGCUGCCAUGCCCACCGCAACAACCAGGGAGCCAGAGAACGAGGGGGUGGUGCAGCAGAGGGUCACUCAAGGAGAAGGAGCAUCCGAUAGGGUGAAAAGAGAGGAGGAAGUGCUGAGCGAGGUGCUAGCGGAGGUGAAGGCCCUACGUUCGGUGGUCUUGGCCCAGGGCCAAAGGAUCGAGCUGCUGGAGAGGCAGCUGGCCCGCAUCGAGGACGGGGACGUCUGAUUGGCCGAGGGGCGUCACCACUACACCCAAAGGGCGUUCUUACUAAAACUCCAUAGACCAUAGCCUUACUAGAAUCAACAACAGUACCUUAAGCUGUGUGUGUGUGGGAGGAUGUAGUGAAGUGUAGCUGAGUUACUAAACUGUGUGAAUCACAGAGGGGUCAAGAAUAAGGUGAACUAUUAUAGUGAAGGUGUACAGAGAACAAUUGGAUUCUGCGGGUGAAUCUCAAUUGUAUUUCCUCGUGUCCUCCGCUCUCCUCGCCUCCUCAAAACGCGUUGGAGAAGGUCAGAGGUUCCUACCCUCGAACCUUCUCCUCCAAUGCAUUUUGAGAAGGAGGCGAGAAGAGAGGACACAGGGACAGAAGGAAACACCAUUUAGAUGCACCCUGCAACUCUUUAGAUGCUGAUUCAGUUGGAUAGUGGUGAUAUAGGAUGAAGGGGGAUAAUCUGCAUAGGACUUCCAUACUGCAGUAAGAUAUGUUACUGUUUUUUAUUAAGGAGCGUUGAUGGUGACACUAUUUGAAGGUGUAUACAUUUAAGUAUCCAAUAUUGUGUAUCACUACAAAACUUAAGACAUGAGGAUUCAAUUGUAGCCUACUCACGAAUCCUUAUGCCAUACAGUAUGACAACUGGCACAAAUGUUAAUUUGGCACAUUUACAAAAUGGCACGUCUGUCUACAUUAUUUUGUAUAAUAUGAAUACACCCUCAACAAGUGUUAUCAAGUAGAUAGGCAGAUCAUUUACAGUUGCGCUCAUUGAAGCACUCACAUUGUGAAUCCGUUAGGGAUUGUUUAAUCGGGUAGUUAGAGCUGCUAACCGUGAUGCAUAUCAAACGUCAUACUCCAGUUUAUUAUUUGUAGUUAUACAUUUGUACAUGUGUGCAUCUAUACAUUAUUUUUCCAUUCCAUCAUAGGAAUCUCUUACCCUAGAUUAGCUGAAGAGAUGAAGUCAGACCAUUGGUAUUAUCAAUACAAGCGUAUAUGCUAAAAUGGAUAUAUACUGUUUACAAAACUGCACUGGUUAAUUGCGAUUGGAUAAGUUGUAUGAAACUGUGCUGUAUGGCGCCUAUAUCGACAUAUAAAGAAAAAACAUUGGUCAAUAUCCAAAUAAUGUUGAUUUUGAUAUGGGGCUUUUUCUUACAAAUGAUGUGAAGGACUUGAGUUGGAGGUACCUUAAAUGAUUGCUAUCAUGUAUGUUGUUAAUCUCUUGUGUGAUUUGUAUUUAAAUUGUUUGCGUUCGAAGAGGUAACACUAAAUUUGUGCUCUCCAACUUAAGUUGUCUUAGGUGAAUGAUCCCCCUUUGGUGAAGCCAAAAGCAGACUGACUAGCAACAUGCAGUAUAAUUUGUCACAAGGUGUUGUAAACUCCAAUGACAGUUUAUAACAGGGAGUUCAAGUAAAGUGUUACCUCAGAAAAUGUGUUCUGAGUAGAACAAACUUAAUAUCAUACCAUUUUAAAUCAUAGCAGUUCUAUGAGUGUCAUGAGGCACAUAACUAAAGAAAGUUGCAAUGAAAUUUGAGGAUGAGUUUUUUUUUUACUGUGUGAAUGAUGUUUUCCAAGUCAGUAGAACUAAAUAUAAUCGUUUUAGACCAGUGGUAUUCAAACUUUUUUAGCUGGGACCCCAUUUUUUUUCUGCAAGUAUUUCUCACGACCCUACCCCGAAAACUAAUAACAACCUUUAAAAUCUGUACAUUAUGAUUUUUACAUGCACAACCAUCCACAAUACAUUUACCCAAUAAAAUUGUAUUUUUCAAAUUAUCUUUCUCAAAGUUUGUAUAUUGUCCCAUACAAUAAUCUGUAAUCUUACCCCCAAAAAUGUGUCAAAUAAUGAACACCGAUUUGACACCGAUUUUUGAAUACCACUGUCUUAGACUAAUAUAGCAGCUGUGGUUUGUAUUUGAAGAUAGGAAAGAAAGGGCAAACAAUGCUCAACUGUUAGACGGAACUGAAAAAUAAUAGUUCACUGUGUUACAUUUAGAUUUUUUGCAUUUGUAAGCUGUUUAUACUGCACCGCUUUGCAGCCCUCGGGUACAGUUCAUAUCUAGCCUUAUCCCAGAUCUGCUUUUGGCUGUAUUGUCGACAACGACCACAGGAGUUGGCGAGACGGCACAAAUGGGUCUGGGACCAGGCUAGUUCACAUCAAGCUCAUCACAUUACUAAUUUAUUUACUAGAUUAAUAUUUAUUUAUGCACUGUCAUACUACACAUGUUUUGUGUGGUUGUGAACCAAUAGGGGAUGAAAAUGACACUCCACUGUGCGACUCUUCCAAUAAACAGUCCUUCCUCUUU